AUGGGGCUGCGUCCACAGUGUGUGGUUGAACCGCGUAUUAGCUCGGAGGCCUGCAUUCACCAGUAUAGAGCCAGGGUCUUUGUGUCAGAUCCACCAUGUGUGGUAACCACCCUUGCGUGGUCGCCAAAAACGUACUGCGAUUCGAUUCGAAGGAAGCAUGAGGAUCGAGAUACUACCAGGUUGCCUAAACCUAGACAGGAGCAGUCGAGAUGCAUAGAUCGGGUUCGAACCACAGUCCUUUCGGUCGAAGUCCCGUUGAUCAGUAAACAGAACGUAAAGCUGUUUCAAGUGCUCGCAGAGUACCUUCGAUUAUUCGCUUCAUGUUAUCAGACUUUUGCUACUUGUGGACAAGUUCGACAACUCCAGGAGAACCGGAAAGAGAGGUGUUCGAAGUCGCAGAGCGUGCUACAUAUAUUGGCUGAUGUACUAGUUCCGAGUGUGCGCGUAUCCCCAAGGCUGGGGUCGCAUUCGCUAAUUCGAGACACAUUUGAAGACAAAAGAGCAUGUCUGUGA
Messenger RNA from Opisthorchis viverrini, 513 nucleotides. RefSeq lists its product as hypothetical. The transcript has 4 exons. The record is from RefSeq and is a predicted model, not a curated record. Bases 1 to 513 code for a protein of 170 amino acids. NCBI's taxonomy places the organism in Eukaryota, Metazoa, Platyhelminthes, Trematoda, Opisthorchiida, Opisthorchiidae.